GCACAACCUGCUGUUUGCAGAUAUAAACACUCUUUUCGUAAAGACUUCUUCUCUUUUUUCUCUUUUUUUUUUGUGUUCUUGAAUACAUUUUUCAUGAGAUCAAUAGGGCCCCUCAAAAUUCUAAAUCGGUUAUCAGACCUGUUUCAUUAUACAGAACCAAAACGCAAGAAAGCCACUGAUUGUAACGACAAAAGCUCUUCUGAGCCUUUAGACAAACAACUGUUCAGUACUACAGCACCGCAAAAGACCACAAACAUGAGAAAACGACUCAGACAAAGUGUAAGAUCCAUCAUUGUUACCAAACGUUCAAGUCUGCCUGGAUGGUUUUAUUCUUCACAUAAAAAAAACUCAGGCACAUUGCAAAGCGCCGCCAUGUCCCCCUUGGAUUUUAAUAACCGGGACUCAAUGGAGAGCAGUUGCAUCCAUCUCAGCAGCCCCUACAUUUUAUAUCGACUAGGGUGGAAGAAAAGAGAGCCUAAAGAAGAGCAUUUUGAUGAUGAAAAGGUAGAGAUAGUGAUUUCAAAUUCGAUCAGUUCUUUCUUGUCAUUUUCAACAGAUGGGUUUCAACAUUUUCGGUUUUCUUCCACCUUGUUACCAAAUCAAUCAUCAUCCUCUUAUCGGCAAAACAAAGGUUGCUCUUCAAUCUAUACCACAUUUACUUCAGUAAAUGAUACUGAUUCUCUAAAAACUAUGCCAAGCGAGCAAUAUCGACAAGAAUCUUGGGCAAGCAGUCAGCAAUCAAAAGAAAUUGAUGAUAGAUUAACACUAGCAAAUCUAGUUGACGCUUUUCUAAGUGAUGCCAUUUCAAUUGCUGACAAAGAGCUAUUGCAAGAACAAAGCAAUCAAGAACAGCAUCGAAAACCAUGUGUACAUACUGUUAAACCUUAAAAAUGAUAAUACUAUACAAUUCUUUUUUUUCUAAAAACAAU
Gilbertella persicaria is the source of this 929-nucleotide messenger RNA. RefSeq lists its product as uncharacterized. The record is from RefSeq and is a predicted model, not a curated record. The transcript has a single exon. Lineage: Eukaryota; Fungi; Mucoromycota; Mucoromycetes; Mucorales; Choanephoraceae. Bases 94 to 888 code for a protein of 264 amino acids.